AUGACCAAAAAAAGGAGAAACAACGGUCGUGCCAAAAAGGGCCGCAGCCAUGUGCAGCCAGUUCGCUGCACUAACUGCGCCCGCUGUGUGCCCAAGGACAAGGCCAUUAAGAAGUUCAUCAUUCAGAACAUCGUAGAGGUGGCUGCCAUCAGGGACAUGUCUGAAGCAAGUGUCUUCGAUGCCUAUGUGCUCCCCAAACUCUAUGUCAAGCUGCAUUAUUGUGUGAGCUGUGCUAUUCAUAGCAAUGUAGUCAGGAAUCGAUCCCGGGAAGCUCGGAAGGACCGAACACCACCUAGGAGAUUAAUAAAGAAAAACGUCUUUAAUGAUGCACACUGUAUCCCUAUGGGAGGUGCUCUUGUCACUCAGGACUCAGUAGCCAAUCAUGCACUCCAGGUGACCUGCCAGUCAGAAGCAGUGCAGGUCUCUUCCUGGGAAGCCAUCUUCAGUCUUGGCUUUGAAGUGGAGCUGGCGCCAGAGAAUUCCUGUUCUCCGGUGCAGUUGCUGUUGCAGGGAGACGAUGCACUGAGAAUUUUUGCAAAAUGGAGAAGCCCAACAUGGUAA
Messenger RNA from Microtus oregoni (creeping vole), 561 nucleotides. Its product is annotated as 40S ribosomal protein S26-like. The transcript is spliced from 3 exons. Gene Ontology annotation, biological process: translation. The record is from RefSeq and is a predicted model, not a curated record. NCBI's taxonomy places the organism in Eukaryota, Metazoa, Chordata, Mammalia, Rodentia, Cricetidae. Gene Ontology annotation, cellular component: cytosolic small ribosomal subunit; ribosome. Bases 1 to 561 code for a protein of 186 amino acids. Gene Ontology annotation, molecular function: structural constituent of ribosome; mRNA binding.